Molecule: messenger RNA, 1863 nt
Organism: Helianthus annuus (common sunflower)
Lineage: Eukaryota; Viridiplantae; Streptophyta; Magnoliopsida; Asterales; Asteraceae
Exons: 2
Coding region: 1-1863 (620 amino acids)
Molecular function (GO): nucleic acid binding
Source: RefSeq, a predicted model, not a curated record
AUGGAGGUUUUCAUGGAUGACUUCUCGGUUUAUGGCACCACUUUCGACCAAUGUCUUUCUAAUCUUGAUAGGAUGCUUAAGAGGUGCAUAGAGACAAAUCUUAUGUUGAAUUGGGAGAAGUGUCACUUUAUGGUGACGGAGGGGAUAGUGUUAGGACACAAGGUGUCGAGAGAAGGCAUAGAGGUGGAUAGGGCCAAGAUAGAUACCAUAAGUAGAUUGCCUCCACCUACUAGUGUUAAGUCCAUUAGGAGCUUUUUGGGUCAUGCGGGCUUUUAUAGGCGUUUUAUAAAGGAUUUUUCCAAAAUCACACGCCCGAUGACUAGGCUUUUAGAGAAGGAUGUACCUUUUGUCUUCGACGAGGAGUGCAUCAAGGCGUUCGACUUCUUGAAAGAAAAACUUGUUAGUGCCCCGAUACUUGUUUCGCCUAAUUGGAGCUUACCUUUCGAGCUCAUGUGUGACGCAAGCGAUUAUGCCGUAGGUGCGGUCCUAGGUCAAAGAGUCGAUAAACACUUUCAUCCGAUCUACUACGCAAGCAAAACUCUAAACGAUGCUCAAGAGAACUAUACCACGACGGAAAAGGAACUCUUAGCCGUAGUGUUUGCGUUUGACAAGUUUCGCUCAUAUCUCGUGCUUUCUAAAACCACCGUGUUCACCGACCAUUCCGCUUUGCGAUUUCUGUUUCAAAAGAAAGACGCAAAGCCGCGUCUUAUUAGAUGGAUUCUUUUGCUCUCCGAGUUCGAUAUAGAAAUUAAGGAUAAAAAGGGAGCAGAAAACGUGGCCGCCGACCACUUGUCACGAUUAGAGGAUCCAAAGAGAGAGGAGGUUCGUGAGGAUUCCAUAGGAGAUACCUUUCCCCACGAAACCAUAGAUUUUGUUAGUGCCGAGGUAGAGGGUUUGCCAUGGUUUUCGGAUUUGGCAAACUAUUUGGCAACCGGAGAUCUUGUGAGGGGUAUGUCUUACCAACAAAAGAAAAAGCUUCUUAGGGAGGCUAGGAAGUACAUUUGGGACGACCCUUACCUCUUUAGGAUAGGUGGAGAUAGAGUGCUUAGGAGAUGCGUUUCAAAGGAGGAUGGUUUAGACAUCCUUAGACAUGUGCACGAGGGUUUAACGGGGGGCCAUCACGGAGCGAAUGUGACGGCACAAAAGGUUUUUGAUAGUGGGUUUUAUUGGCCAACGGCACUUGCACGCUACGGUGUCACUCAUCGUCUUUCUACCGCGUACCACCCGCAAACUAGUGGCCAAGUAGAGAAUGCUAACCGAGGGGUGAAGAGAAUCCUAGAGAAAACGGUAGGAAAAAGUAGAAAGGAUUGGUCGGAAAAGCUCGACGACGCUUUGUGGGCAUUCCGUACCGCCUAUAAGACACCGUUAGGCACAACACCCUUUAUGAUCAUGUAUGGCAAAGCUUGCCAUCUUCCGGUAGAAUUAGAGCAUAGGGCAUUGUGGGCAUUAAAAACCGUAAACCUUGACCUUACCGAAGCCGCAAGGAGGAGAUUCUUCCAGAUUCAUGAGUUGGAAGCAUUGAGGGAUGCCGCUUAUGAAAGAUCAUGGAGUAUCAAGGAGAAAACUAAGGCAUUGCAUGAUAGGCGGUUGAGAGGUUUGAAAGAUUUUAAGGUAGGUGAUAAAGUACUUUUGUUCAACUCACGGUUGAAAUUGAUAGCAGGAAAAUUGAAAUCGAGGUGGAGUGGCCCGUAUGUGGUGAAAGAAGUGUUUCCAUACGGCACGGUUGAGCUAUACGAUGAGGUCGACAAAGGUGUGUGGAAGGUGAACGGCCAUAGACUGAAACAUUACUUGGGAGGUCCUAUUGAUACUACUGAAGAGGAAGAAAUUCCUCUAGAGGACCCACCUACCUUUGCCGAACAGUGA